UUCGUUAUGUCACCACCCACCACAACCCGCCUUUGUAGCUUCACCCUGCAUAUCUGUGCCCGACAGCAGCCCCAAAACAAAAUAAAGCCAGAUUUCCCAUCAUAAACAUGUGUGCAUGACGCAGAACGAGCUGCCGUCACCUUUCGAGUUAGCAACAGUAGCACUCGUCCUUAAUCCUUUGCGAGGCGCCAUGCCAAGCGCCGGCGCAAUAUGGAAUCCUCCCCUGACUUCUCGCCGCCCAAGAUCGUACUCCUGGCAGUCCACCUAGCCGCCACCGCCGACAUUACCGGUCUGACAUAUCUGGCUAGCAAGCACAGCCAGAUAUUGCGCAAGGAAAUUUUGCUGCGCAUUCUCCUCACAUAUCUCCCUGAAACUCUACGAAGCGCCGAUUACGUCCCGUUCCUCGUCGAGCUCGAGUCGGACAACCCUCCGCGCGACGACGAUGGCGACGACGGUGAAAAGCCCGAGGCCCACGUCGAGUUUGACGUCCCCUCCAUCGAGGAGCUUCCAGACGACCUGGCCGCCAAAAAGGUCAGAAAACUGCGGCUGCUGCACCUCUCAUGGCCCGAGGCGCCCACCGAGAUAGCGCCCGACGAUCACCUGUCGCUCUUCCUGUUGCGGCGCGCAUACAGGAUAGACGAGGAGGCAGGGUUGUUGGACGAGGUACCCGGACUUUUUGCGCCCUUUCUGGACCACUCGGCCUACCUCAGGACGUGGUUGAUCUCGGUGGUUUUACCCCUGAUACGACGAAAUUUCGCCUACUAUCCCCAGCAGCCAAUAGAACAAACGCUCGCCGAGUUCGAACGCCUCCCAGAUCGUUCCGCUGUCUCUCUGCUCCUCUCACAAACCGGCACCCAGGAGGACAGCCCGUACGACGUCGUGGGCAGGGAUCUGCGGGGUAUGGUUGGCCCAUGGCUGCACAACGACGUGAGGUGGUCCGGCAGCAAGCGGCGGGGCUCGACGGCGUCGUCCAAGGCCACAGCCUCACCAUCAGCCGAGACCGGAGGCCAAGGUGGCACGUGCCCUGGCUGGGACGAGAUGCUCGAAUGGCUCACCUCGCACGCCUCCAAGCCGUCGUGGAAGGUCGCUGUGGGUGCCAUAGAGCAGUGGGAUGGCCCCGAAGAUGCCGACCUGGGCGAAUACGAGGGCUUGGCUUGGCUACAGGAGGAGCACCAGCAGUACAUGGAGCGGAGGUAUGCCCGCGCAGCGCUGGCCUCGGCGUACCUCGUCCCUGAAGCAUCCGUCGAGGCGCUCAACGGGAUCCACACUAUUGUGACCAAAAUCAUGACUCUUUUGGAUGAAGACCCCUGCCCGCCGCUGAACACGGCCGCCUCGCUUCUUGCUCCCAUGGCGGUGCUGGACGGCGCCUCGGCCGAGAUAUUGCUUCCCAAGAAUGCCACUCACCUCCGGACGGACCCUUUGGACAAUGCGAACCCACUUACAACCCCAUCGGCGCCCGCCGCUCGCCUUUUGCACGCCGCCAGCCUCAGCGCCUUCAUCAUGUCCCGCGCAGGCGCCCCCUGCACCGCCAGGCGAGCGGCCGAGCUGUGCCUGUUGCAGAACGAGCGGGACCAGAAGGCCGAGGCCUCGAAGCUGCUGCACGCUGUCGCCAACAACGGCCCCAAGACGGACGACAAGUACUGGAUUAGGGCCAGGAACGAGAUAAUGUGGCUCCGCGACUGGGGCACCGAGGAAAACAACGAAACCACAGCCCUGCCUGGCAGCGGCAAGGGCGUAUUUGGACAGGUCAAAAAGGAGUUUAUCGAAGUUGAGAUGUUGAAGGCACUCCUCAACAACACCAGAUACUCGCUUGCCAAGUCCCUAUAUGAAGACUCGACGGACCAGCCAUUACCGCGCAAAACCAUGCAAGACACAAUAUUCGCAUGUGCGAUGAGCGCUUACGACAAUGCCUCAAAUCCCAACCGCGGUAGGGGUGGUCUCAAGAAGUGCGACGAAAUUAUCCACUCGUUCCCCAAGACAGUCGAGAGGGCGCUGCCAGCAACCCAGAGGUUAGAGGCGCUGCUCCGGACCACGCAGGGACUGAGCCAGUACCGGUUGGUUCUCAAGCAGGGCGAGCCAUUUGCCCCCGUGGUCCUCAGGGUGCACAAGGACCCUGUCUUGAUCGUGGAGAAGGUGCUGGAACAAAAUCCAAAGAGCUAUACCAACAUCCAGGACUUGAUCGACGUUGGAACAAGUAUGGUUGAAGCAGGGCUCACGGUGCGAGACAAGGCUGAGCAUCCGGCCCUAACCCCUGAGCAAGAGCCAGCCCAACGCUUCAUUGCCGAAAGGCGAAUUACGGCCAUGUGCAUCGACGCUGCGCUGACCGAAGAUGACUUUGAGACGGCAUACUCGUAUGUUGUCAACCGCCUCCCUGCGGUGAGCCCACCCUCUGCCCCCGGACCUUCUUCCCAGGCCGCGGCGGACGAGUGGUCAUGGAAGGCGGCGCUGCAGGCGGGUAAGUACCGCCGCACGACGCAGACUGUACGGCCGACACACCUGGGCACAGGCAGCGGCAACCCCGAGAUCCGGCACCUCGAGCAGCGCAUCGAGUGCCUGUCGGCGGCGCUGCGCAUUGCCCCGACCGCGACGCUGCAGGAGAUACUUAACGCGUUCCGGCGCUGCGAGGAGGAGCUCGACGUGGCGGUCCGAGCUGAGGCCGAAAGCGAGCGCGCCUGGGACGACGCGGGCGACAUGCAGGCCAUGCCAGGGGGCUUUUCUGCCGCCACCUCGGGCCCCGCCGGUGUCAGUCGCGCGGCGGGCAGCUUCUCCAGUGCGGCCAGGCAACAGACGGACGAGGCGCCGUUAUCGCUCUUCGACCUGUCGCGGGCGACGGCGCGGGCGGCGCAAAAGAACCUUUCGGCGCUAUCCAGUCUCAAACGGCAGCCCGCGAACGCGAGGGAUGCCUCCCCAGCCGCCGGCAGCGUGCGAAGCGGCGCAGAUCACAACGAGACGUCGCUAGUAUCUUCCCUAGCGUCGCUGACUUCCUUAUCCAUGUCGGCUUCGUCGUCGUCGCAGGGCGUCGACCACUCGGACGGCGAACCGCGGACGCGCAAGAGGGACCAGUUCAGGGAGGCGGCCGUCGGGACACUGGUGUCGGGUGUCGGAUGGCUCGUUGGCGCGCAGCCUACGAACCCCGGUCAGGAGAGGGACUGAUGCAACGAUUCUCGCCACGCUGUUGUGUUUCUUGAGCUCGGGUCCAUGCCCUCGGGAUACGUACUUGCAUUUUAUACAUGAUUCCCUAGAGGUUUAAUAAAGCAAGAUUGACGGCGA
This is a messenger RNA of Gaeumannomyces tritici R3-111a-1, 3270 nucleotides long. RefSeq lists its product as hypothetical. The coding region runs from base 211 to 3153 and encodes 980 amino acids. NCBI's taxonomy places the organism in Eukaryota, Fungi, Ascomycota, Sordariomycetes, Magnaporthales, Magnaporthaceae. Gene Ontology annotation, biological process: retrograde vesicle-mediated transport, Golgi to endoplasmic reticulum. The record is from RefSeq and is a predicted model, not a curated record. The transcript has 3 exons.